Molecule: messenger RNA, 1207 nt
Organism: Frankliniella occidentalis (western flower thrips)
Lineage: Eukaryota; Metazoa; Arthropoda; Insecta; Thysanoptera; Thripidae
Exons: 4
Coding region: 599-1147 (182 amino acids)
Source: RefSeq, a predicted model, not a curated record
GCUUGAGCCCAUUCUGAAGGCGCAUUCUUCUACUUUUGAUUUUUAUUGUAUUUCUAAAUCCGAUCAGCCCAUGCGUAUUUUCUUAUUCUCCAAAUGCCGAGAGCGAGUUAGGUCUAGGCGGAAACGGGAAUGCCCAAAGCAAACACAAACGUUGUAUUUUCCGAAAAAAAAAAAAAAAAUCAAAUAAAACAUUGUGAUGCGUGAUAACGUCAACUGCGCUUUUGGCCCGGUGACCACAAACCCCUGAAAAUGGGAAACGCAAGAGCCUUGAAAUGCGGACUUUAUCUCGUGUUUACGAAUAAAUACUUUCCUUUUCUCAUUUCCUUAGUUUCUUUUUUCCAUUUAAGAAAGAACAAUUUCAGAGAAUUUUCUCCAACUUACUUUGACCCUUGUGACUGUGCGAUGUGCGAAAUCUCGCCAUUACUUGUUAUCACUGUCCCAAUGAGUGCGCCCCGGGCAUCGGAGGCGGCCUGGCCGGCCGGCCGUAUCGUAUCGCGGUCCGCAGCAGGUGCCGCGCGGGUAUAAGAGGCCACCCCCAGCAGUCGGCGGGUACAGUCCAGCCUGCUCCAGUCGCUCCAGCAGCCGCUCCAGCACAGCCAUGCGCGUGUUCGCCGUCCUCCUCCUGGCCGUGGCCGCCACCUCCGCGGCCCCGAGCGUGGUGUCGACGAUGCCCACUCUCAUCGAAGUCUACAGAGCACCUCUUGCCGAAAAAGACUACUUCCAGCCCGAAGAGGUGGCGGGCCUCAAGGGCCUCUAUGACCAGCCCUUCGUCGUCGCCUUCCAGAAGGCCAAGAAUGAAGUCCAGUCGUUCUUCCUCCAGAAGGGAAUCCAAACCAUAUAUGAGGACGAGCAAUUUGCGCACCUCCGCCACCAGCUGCUGAACAGCGUCGAGAAGGUUGCAUUCUACAUGAGCGCUGCCCGCUACCUUCACAUCCCUCAGCUCACCAUGCCCAUCAACAUGGUGGUCCCUCACAAGACCAUGCCGGGUGACAAGGAGUACCACAUGGCCGAGAAGAAGGGUGAGGGUGAGUUCAUCCCGUUUGUGUUCAUCGUGCGUAAGGACAAGGUUGUCGGUGACUUCGAAAAAUUGUACAAGGUCGGCAAGUUCUCCUUCACGGAGGAAAAGUUCCAGACCAUUGAAGCCUGAAUGAGCAGUUGGAUGAUGUUUAAUCCUUUCGAGGAAAUAUGAAUAAAUUCAUUCCACAAG